UCUGAUUCCCAGAUCUCAGCAUUAAGAACACCUACCUUGAUUCUCCAUCACAUCUUAUUGAUAAAACAGGAGAAAUACGCGAUCAUUUUGAUUUUUUUUGCUUGAUCUUCUUGACAAAGCAGAAAGUGAGAGAAAAGCCAUAAGAGAGAAAUGAGAACACUUUGUCCUAAUUUUGAAACAGAAGAUGCCCUGGAAACGAUUCUUGAGGUUCCGAUUCCUGAAGAAAUGUUUAACAGCAUGGGCAGCAAUGUCGCCCUUCGGUGGCAGAACAUGGCUACAUGGAUGAAGGCUCAAACCGCGGACAAAUGGUCAUCUCCUAUUAUUUCUAGUCGGUAUAAUGAGCUCAGUUUCCUACUUUUUAUAGUCGGAUCUCCUCUCAUUCCUCUCCAGGUUCAGGUGGAUUCUUCUAUCCCCCGCCCUAUCCGCCACUCUUCCAUUGAAGCCUCGACAGCAAAAUAUAUUGUACAGCAGUACAUUGCAGCAACAGGCGGACAACCAGCAUUGAAUUCGUUUCACAGCAUGUGUGCAAUCGGGCAGGUUAAAAUUAGUGCAUCAGAAUUUCAACAAGGAGAUGCAAGCGUUAAGUUGAGGAGUACAGAGGAGGCUGGUGGUUUCGUGCUUUGGCAGAAAGACCCUGACCUGUGGUGCUUAGAACUACUUGUUUCUGGGUGCAAAGUUAUCUCAGGCAGCAAUGGCAAUAUGUCGUGGAGACAAUGUUCCAACGAAAACACACCCAUAGUUAAGGGUCCUCCCAGACCUCUACGCCGCUUUCUGCAAGGUUUGGACCCUCGAUCAGCAGCAAACUUAUUUCUAGAAGCGAAUUGCAUAGGAGAGAAGGUCAUAAACGACGAUGACUGUUUUAUACUAAAACUUGAUGCUAGCCAAUCAGCUCUUGAUGCACAAAGUAACUCUAAAUGUGAAAUCAUCCACCACACACUGUGGGGAUACUUCAGCCAAAGAUCUGGCCUCAUGGUUAAGUUUGAGGACUCACGGCUACUUAAUGUAAAGACCAAGGACGACAAGGAUGAUGAUGGCGUGUUUUGGGAGACAAGCGCGGAGACUGUGAUUGAAGACUACAGAUACGUUGACGGAGUGAAUAUUGCACAUAGUGGUAAGACAUUCGUGACGGUGUACAGGUACGGUGAACAGUCUGCUAAUCACAAGAGGGAGCUGCAAGAAGUAUGGAAACUUGAGGAGGUUAAUUUUAAUGUCUGGGGCAUGUCUUCAGAGUUCUUCAUGCCACCUUCACCCCACAAACAAUAACAAUAAUAUGUUUUACGUUAUUUCGUUAAAGUGUUUGCUAGGAGCUUCACUCUGACGAUUGGGAGUGAGAUUGCAAGCCAUACUUUUAUCUCAACAGGAAAAUAAAUCUGCUAUUA
This is a messenger RNA of Daucus carota subsp. sativus, 1379 nucleotides long. RefSeq lists its product as uncharacterized. The coding region runs from base 151 to 1263 and encodes 370 amino acids. The transcript has 3 exons. The record is from RefSeq and is a predicted model, not a curated record. NCBI's taxonomy places the organism in Eukaryota, Viridiplantae, Streptophyta, Magnoliopsida, Apiales, Apiaceae.